GUUGUUGUUGUUGUUGUUGCUAUUUCUUGGGCCGCUCCCCGGGCAUAUGGAAGUUCCCAGGCUAGGGGUUGAAUCGGAGCUGUAGCCACUGGCCUACGCCAGAGCCACAGCAAUGCGGGAUCCGAGCCGCGUCUGCAACCUACACCACAGCUCACGGCAACGCCGGAUCGUUAACCCACUGAGCAAGGGCAGGGACCGAACCCGCAACCUCAUGGUUCCUAGUCGGAUUCGUUAACCACUGCGCCACGAUGGGAACUCCUGCUAUAUUUUAUUGAUGAUGCUUUCGAUGCCUGUUUUUUUCUGAAUACGCACUAUCCUCAGCCUUCCCACUGGAGCUUUAACUGCCUUCACAUCAGUCAAAGGUGUCAGUUUAUGACCUCAUUCAGUGUUCUUUACAUAGCUGAAUGCAUGUCUUUUCUAAUUUCACCAUGCUAGGCUUUAGCUGAUGAUAAAUUCCCUGGGUCUUUACUAUGUAAAUCACCUCAAAUCCUGUUUUAGAACAAGGUAUGGCAUAAAUAAAGAGAAUCUGUACACUUCCUGGGAGGACAAGUAUUCUGUCUAUAAAUGGUACAGCAGUACUCUGCAUAGUGAUUUCCUGCUUAUGAAAACUGCCUGCUUUACUCUAUUAAAUCAAUAAGGUGUAUCAUUUCAAUUCAAGGCCUUGGGCCAAGGGUCUCUUCUUCUUGUACCUAACCACCUAGAGAGGAGAUGGGUUCAGGAGAAAUAGUUUUGAGGGAAGCAUAUAGGGAGGUGGUUAUAAGCACUCAGGAUAAUGAGCCCAAUGGAUCUGGGUUUGCGUCCCAGCUCUGCUCUUACUGGAUGUGAGACUUUAGACAAGUUUUUUAUUCUCUAUGAGUUUCUACAUCCCUACCUUCUUUAGGGGGUUGCUUAGAAAUUAAGACCCAGUACUUAGUGAAUGUUCUGUAAACAAUAUUAUUAAAGGGAUAGUUUCUUUGAAAUAAUUUCAGAGCUUGAAUACUAGAUAAUGGUGAGUCUUACGUGGUUAUAAAGCACAAAACAAUGAAACAACUGACAUGAUCAGAGUUCCCACUGGAGGGGUUGUUUUUUACUUUCUCCCAUUGCUGUGAUUUAAGAAUCAGGAAGGAAACCAGGCCUCUAAUGUGGAUACAGCCUGCGGCUAUGUGUUUAGAUAAAUGAAUGAUGGGAGUGUAUCCUGCGUAAGUCAUUUAAUUUCUUUGUAUCUUAUUUUAUCUUCUGUAGAAUAUUGAUUCAUGGAAAACUGAUGGUUUUGGAAAUCCCUCUUUAAAGAGAGUGUGUUUACAGCCGUGGUUAUGUUCUUCUAUGAACAUGGAUGUGUUGCCUCUCAAAUCCCAUGUCCUGCUUUCAGUGGACUUACUGAUGAAGUGUUUGUGUGUGCAUGUCACAAACGCCCUCAGGAGAGUGAAAGCCAUUUUCACUGAGGUCUCAUUGGAAAUGAGCUGGCACAUGGGCUGGAUAUAAUGCAGGCGUGCUCUGCUUUAGAGAAGACCAUUCACCGACGAAUUUGCAGAUUGGCCUGAAGAAUCAACAGAACAUGAUUCAAUCAGAGACCCCUGGGGACUCCUCUAUGCCUGCAAGUUUGGCUACAACAGGAGCGGUUAUUGGCUGCAUAUUGAUUCAUAUUUGACCUAUCAAAGAAGCAUAUUAGAAGUCAAUAGUGAUCAUCAUGAUCAUUCCUGUUUACUUUUUCACGUGUGGCAAGAUCGUCGACAACAAGUGGGAGGCCUACCUGGGGCUGCUGCAGGCCUAGUACACCAAGGGGGAAGCCCUGGAUGUGUUGGGCCUGAAGUGCUACUGCUGCCACUGCAGGCUGCUGACCAACUUGGACCUGAUUGAGAAGCUGCUCAACUACGUGCCCCUAGAGAAGUGACCAUGCAGCUGACGCACAGUGUUUUGCCCAGAGACCUUCCCCAGGUGGAGAGCUGGAGGCCUGCCUGCCCACAGCCCUGUCCACAUGUCUCCCUCUCUGGAAAGAAUCAUCCAAUAAAUGCUUUUGAAGACCACAAAAAAAGAAAAAGAAAAAGUCAACAGUGAUUGAUUCCAAAAGAAAGCAUUAAUUCUUAAUUCAUACAAAACAUUCACUGUCCUUAAAAGAUUUGGAAAUAAAAGUACUCAUCCAGAGCAAAAAAAAAUGGAAAAUACUUAGCAGACUGAGUUGCUUUGAGAAUUAAUACUCUAGACAUAAAGUGCAAUAUAAACCAUGCAUACAGCGCCUGACAUAGACUCAGUGAAUGAUAUUGAACUGAGUGGAUGGAUGGCAGGAGGAAGGAACGAAUGAACAAAAGAGAGAAGGAAGGAAGAAAUUAGCAGAAAAUUAGGACUUACACUAUAU
This is a messenger RNA of Sus scrofa (pig), 2332 nucleotides long. The record is from RefSeq and is a predicted model, not a curated record. Lineage: Eukaryota; Metazoa; Chordata; Mammalia; Artiodactyla; Suidae.